Molecule: messenger RNA, 2622 nt
Organism: Rhizopus microsporus ATCC 52813
Lineage: Eukaryota; Fungi; Mucoromycota; Mucoromycetes; Mucorales; Rhizopodaceae
Exons: 8
Coding region: 61-2622 (853 amino acids)
Biological process (GO): DNA recombination; DNA integration
Molecular function (GO): DNA binding
Source: RefSeq, a predicted model, not a curated record
AAAAGAGAUUCUAAAAUUAUGUCGUUUAAUCUCUUGUUAUACUUUUAUUGAAACGGAUAAAUGUCUGUACCAAUAGAUCCUAGCGUAUUGAAACACGUAUCUCCUCGUGAGAAGUUUAAACUGAUGAAGCAGAAACAAGCAGAAGUUCAGGGAAUUAUUGCCGCUACUCCAUCUGCCUCGGGAUUGCUUGCUCCUCGAACGAUUGUACAAUACCAAGAUAUCGAAAAGCAAUAUAUGGAAUACAUUGAAACGUACAAUGAAGAUCGGGAAGUGCCUGUAAUAGCCUGGACUAAAGAAGGAUUCAAUUACAAUAUGGUCAAUGACUACAUAUUUUUUCGUGCGAUGUUUGGUGUCGGUAGAGUUGAGAAAGUCUUACAGCUAGGAAAGGUAAUCCGUGAAAUAGCUUGUCUCAAUGUCGUGGCAGGUAGAAAAGAUAGAUCACUCAAGCUCUCUGUAGAAGAGAUGAACAAACUGAGAAAUUAUAUGUAUGAGCUUUCUCAAGUCGGACAACUAGGCCGUAAAGGAAAGGACCAGGCAAUCUUCGGUCUACCAGAAGCACUUAUCAUCUCUAGACAUGUUCUUCGAACUGAUCAAGAUAGAUAUUUGAACUACUUGACCUUUCACUUACAAAUUGCUGUUCUCACAUUACUCAUUUGUUUUACUGGUGCACGUCCUAGCUCAUUGGUAGCUGAUGCUAGAAUCGAAAAUCCUGAAUAUCUGAAAUGGAAGCAUAUUCAGUUAUGGCGAGAAGGUCAAGAUAGACGAGGUUAUCAGAUCAUUUUACAAAUCACUAUCCCGCAUUUGAAGGGUCGCAAUAGAUUCUUUUCUGAAGCUAAGCGAAUCAGUAAAAAGACACUCAAGUCUUUUUUAGAUCCUAAUAAGCAAUACGAUGUUCAUCUGGAUGCCACACUCAUGAUCGUUGCCCUUGCAUUUAGACGCCAAGUCGCCGCUUAUGACAGUUUUGAGCAAUGGUGGUCUGGAAAUCAAGCAUUGUUAAAGAUAAAAGAUGAACAAAAAGAGCAACCUGUUUUCGUAAACCACUCAUAUGGUGUGUCCGAAAAAACUCCAUGGAGUACAGAUGCAGUAACCCAUACUUUCGCAAGAGUUAUUCGAAGCUCAGGAUUAAAUCGCAAGUUUCAACCAAAAGGAACUCUCUACUCAUUUCGAAGAAAUUUUGCACAGCAAAUGAAUGAUAACUUGUCCGCGCAACCUGCAUCUAGUUUAAUAGGCCAUAAUCCUUACAGCCAUACUCUCAAAAAGAGCUAUGCUGGUGAUUUUGAGCGGUUAGAUCUGACAACAUUAGUACAUACCGGUGAAGCUACUCAAGCCUCAACGAUGAGUGUGUUGCUAAAACCACAUGCAUUCCACAUCGCGGAUAUCAAAAGAUAUAACUUAACUCCUACUGAAAUCCAGUGUUAUGUACUUCAAGACGAAACACUCAUAGCGCUGAAAAACAAACGUGAAGUUUAUGUGUAUGAAAGAGAGCAAAAAUACGGAAAGAAACAGAAAUCAUACUGGGAAAAAGAAGAGCUCAACAUUCUUAGAAAAUUCUAUGAUCAAGUAAAGCGAAGAAAAAGGUACUUGACGCUGCGUGCGCUGAAAGCGAAACAUGAAAAAAUCUUUGGUGAAUUAGAAGAGCACAUACAAGUUGAUCAAGAUGGUAAUGUAGCUUUAGAUGAGACAGAGCUACUACGAAAGUAUGGUGUACCACUCAUUAAUUCUCAAGAAGAACUUUUAGCUGAAGAUGAAGCUUUUGAGAAGCAAAUUCCUAGUGACAUUGCAUUGGUUGAGGAAAUAGGAUCAUAUCAAGAUCCAAAGACCACUGACAAGAAUAGUAAUCAUUACAGUGACACUACGGCAGAUGUUGACUAUGACGAAGAAUUUGAAGAACAUGAACACGGUAUAACUGUUGAAACAGUUGAUCCAAAAAAUAAUGAAUAUUUGGUUUUUGAAGAAAACCAAAUGCAGGAAUAUGCAACCGAUGACCAUAUAAACCCUCCUGAAUCUAGUGAAGCUGCGGUGGUAGCCAUCCCAGGAGCAAGCUGUGUAUCUAUACUUCAACAACUGAGAUGUUUGGAUAUCCAAAAUUUACUUAGAGGAAAGGACCGUUUUUACACAAGUCGUCCAUGUAUGUUAUGUGAACAACAAGGUAUUAAUACAUCGGUCGUGUAUCCAACUUUGAAACAACUUGCUGCUCAUUUAUAUAUGUCACAAGCAUCUACUACUUGGGAGCUGCCCGCCAGUUCACAUCGGGUUGGUAUGCACACUAACACUGCUGUAUUCUUACGUGAAUUCCAGCCAGUUCCAACAAAUACAGCCUACCAAUGUGGCUUCUUGGGUUGUGAUUUCAAGAAUAUUAAAGAAACAGCAGUAAAGAAGCAUUUAACUAAGCAUUUAACUGAAGCUGGCGUCAAAGAUAAGUCUCAUGAACAGGCUAUACAGGAAAUGGUUCAAGUCAUCGAGGAUAACAUUGGCUAUACUAUGUCACAGAACGAAAUUCAAGAUCUUAUAGAUAAAAGAGAAGAAAAUAGAGCCAAAGGACGAAAAAGAAGACAAGCAGCGAGGGAUUUAAAAGAGACAGCAGCGCUAGAACCAUCACAGAGCAAGCAGAAAAAGCGUUAA